CUCUCCUCUCGAUCAAGACUCAUUCACAGCCCCAAUCAUACCACCAUGCCGCUCACAUACUCGACAAUUCCCCUCCAAGUACAAGGCGUCAGCCUCAACAUCUCCACCAUCCACAACCUCAACUCCAAACCACCAAUCGUCUUCCUCCACGGCUUCGGCUCCUGCAAAGAAGACCUCGCCGACAUCACCGUGCAUCCCGCCUUCCAAGAAUACGGCUAUCUGGCCUUCGAUGCACCCGGCUGUGGACACACCGAAAGCAACAACCUCUCCGCCAGCGACAUCCCCUUCCUCGUCGCCACCGCCGAGGCAGUCCUCGCACACUUCCACAUCACCCAAUUCCACCUAAUCGGCCACUCAAUGGGCGGGCUCACGGCACUCCUCCUCGCCCACCAGCACCCCACCCGCAUCCUCAGCUUCGUCGACAUCAAAGGCAACCUCGCCCCAGAAGACUGCUUCCUCAGCCGGCAAAUCUUCCAAUUUCCCUCCGACGACCCGGAAGCCUUCCUGGACGCAUUUAUCACGCGCACCGCGACGGCCAAAGCCUACGGGAGUCCAUUGUACGCGAGCACGUUGCGGGCACGGGUGCGAUCCGGUGCCGUGCGCGCGAUUUUCGAGUCCAUGGUGCGGUUGUCGGAUGAGGAGGAUCUCCUGGGGAUGUUUCUGGCGUUGCCGUGUCCGAAGAUGUUCAUGUUUGGGGAGGAGAAUCGGGGGUUGUCGUAUUUGCCGAGGUUGGAGAGGGAGGGAGUCGAGUUGGCGGAGAUUGUCGAGAGUGGUCAUUUUCCCAUGUAUUCGAAUCCGGUGGAGAUGUAUCGUCGGAUUGCGCGGUUUUUGGAGGGACUUUCGUAGGGGGUUGGAUGGAGUGGCGAAGUGUGAU
This is a messenger RNA of Aspergillus ibericus CBS 121593, 874 nucleotides long. Its product is annotated as alpha/beta-hydrolase. NCBI's taxonomy places the organism in Eukaryota, Fungi, Ascomycota, Eurotiomycetes, Eurotiales, Aspergillaceae. The transcript has a single exon. The record is from RefSeq and is a predicted model, not a curated record. The coding region runs from base 46 to 846 and encodes 266 amino acids.